AUAACAUCGCUCUCUCCUAAUUGCACCCCUGCGGUGUAAGCGUUAUUAUUUAAUUGAUUGACCACUGUUUGCUUAGCAUAUAAAUUGCGCCUGUCAUCUCAAUAUUUACGCGUAUUCAUGCACUGACCUUAUGUAAACCCACGGCACAGAACAGCUCGGUCAUAACCUCGUACGAAUCUCGACAACGCACAAGCUCUUUAUAGUAUCGUAUAAACCAUGAUGAUUUCAAGGAUAACUUUGAGGCUGACCACGUUUCUCUUCACCAUAGUAUUAAUAAUCAUCGAUGCGAGAUCGUUACCGGGAAAGCUACAAAAGAAAAAGUCGAAAAGUUUUGUCGUAGUGGAUAGAUUCGCGUUGGAAAAUGUUCCACCAAAAGACGCUUGGGAGGUGAACCAGGGUACGUGUUAAAAUAUUAAAAUAUCUUGUGUGUGUUGAGGUCAAGAAUAGUUAGCGUUGAAGAAUAUUGACCGAUACUAGCUUCCAGACGGAAGGCCCUGAAGCUCGAAAUAUCCAUGAAGUAUUUUCGACAUUUUUUCGGGUAGAUGCAAGCUUGAACCAUCCUAAAAAUUGGAUACUCUUCUUAAAAAUGCCGUCAAAAAGUUGUUGUGAAAAUAUCAAGGUCAUUAUUGGAAAAGCCGUUGCUAACGUCUUGUCUUCUAUAUUCAUUCAUUUAUUAAACAGUGGACCAGUAUAUAUAGAUAGUAUUCUACAAUAAGCUGUUGUGGUUUGUGUCCGACUGACUACCUGAAAAAGAUAUCUCAAACGUGGCGGUCCAGUGUAUAGGUAGUAUUCUUCAAUAAGCUGUCGUUGUUUGUGUCUGAACUACCUGAAAAAGAUACCUGAAACGUGGCGAUCUAUAGUGUAGGUAGUAUUCUUCAAUAGGGUGUCGUGGUUUGUAUCUGAACUACUUGAAGAAGAUAUUUCAAACGUAGCGAUCCAGUGUAGGCAGUAUUCCACAUUUUUUUUGUGUUUGAACUUGCUGAAGUCUUUUCCUGAAGGGUGAGGUCUAGUGUAGGUAGUAUUCUACAAUAAUCUGCCGUGGUUUGUCUACCUGAAAAAAUUCAGAAAGUUUCAAGUAAAGGUCUUUUAUAAGGAAGUCAGUGUAAGACUUUCCUAUUAAUACGGCUUCGCUCCACAAAACGCCCAAGUGCAAAUUUUGUUCAGGUAGUUGAGAAACAAAUCACGGCAGAACAUUUUCGAUACCACGCCACUUUGGAUCCGGCGUAUUUAAUCUUUCAAUUACAAUUCUAACUCUCAUUGAACGAAAGAUUCUCUGCUAUUCUAUAUAACCAAUUUCCUAUGAGAUGUUUCAAUAUGAAGUUAUUUCAAACGUGGGGGUCCGGUUACAGUGUCGAUAUAUAGCAUUGUACAAUAUCUGAAGUGGCAGUUUCCAAUUUAGGCUUCAAGAAGCAAUAUUUAGGUUGAAGCAUAUACAAUGAAAAAUACGCCCUUUGUCUGAGAGAAUUAGUAGCACAGAGCUACCUAUAAAGGUUACCUGAAAUAGUCUCAUCGUUUUGUUCAGACGACAAAGUAUUCAAUAAGCUUUUUCAGGUAGUUCCAAACUAAACCACGGCAGCUUAUCGUAUAAGGCUAAUCUCGGGAAGGACGCGAGUAAAAUACAUGAUUUGCAUUUCUGACAAGGAAAGGUCAAUAGAGCGAACGUCCUUUUUAAUAACAGGACGCCAUUUAUAGAAACGCAGCCAAAAAUUUGGCAAAUGAAGCAUGCGAGUACAGGAAAUAGCCGAUUUUUGGCACGGUAUACCUCAUUGCGUUCGCGAAACCACACAGCGCUGGACACGAAUUGUCACCUUUCAAGGGCCUUAUUCUGCCACAGAUAACUUAAAGUCACGUUUUGUACAGUUCAAUUUCAAUUUCAAAACAACACUGGGAGGAACAGUUUAGAGCUGAUAGAGCUAUCCUGAUUAUGACUGAAAGUCAUCGCAAUGACGUGGCUAGCGAUGAACGAUCGACUCAUGGGGUAGAACUAUGAUUGUGGGAUGAAAAUUCGAACGAAAUACCUCGUCUCGCAAAGACGCAAAGUUACUACGAAACGUUUUUCAAUAUAACACUGUAUCUCUACGUUCUAGGGUUGAAUUCGACGUUUUUCGAAGGCGAUAUUGUACUCACGGCUGAUAUGCUAAAAUUGCUCAACGCCACAUCAAGCACGCGACGAAGAAGGGCUAUAAAGAAAGAUCCCAAUGCGAGAUGGAAAAAUGGCGUUGUCCCAUUCGUUAUUGACAAACGAUUGAGUAAGUUUUGAAAAGGUUUCUUUUACUUUAAUUUGUAAACUAUCUUAGGCUAAUGGAAUCGAAUGCAAAUGACGUGUAUUUCAAGAACGCUGUAGGCCAACCGUUUGACGUUUAAGCAAUUGAGAUUCUACCACUACAAGGACAAGUAUUUCAAGACCGCUACCAAAUUGGCUUUACAUUCAAGCAUUUGUGAAAAUCUAUUACAAAUGACGUACAUUUUAAGAGGUUCUUUAGUGCUUACUAGCCAUACAGGUGGAGCAUUAGAUUAUCGCGUUCCCAAAAGUAAAGGGUUCCAAAUUAAGGAUAAGACAAUUAACUCCCUUUCAUGACAGAAAAGGAUCGAAAACAACUAACAGAUUAUAAUCGAGUGUUACACUUGAAAUGGUUGUUUAAUAAAAUACGCGUCCUUUCGGUGGUUCUCAGUGUAUAGGUGGUUGUCUUGAAACUAUGAGUCCUUUGUGGUAGAUUUUCGCUAGCCUAAAUUUCUUCCCAUGCUUACAAAACCUCUUUAAAUACUAGAUUUUAUAUCCUAGAUACUAGGUGUGUCUAGAUAUCUUGAAAGAUAUUCUGGCUCUAAAUGGCAAUCCUGGCUUCCUUCGGUAUCAAAAUCUAGUAUUUUAAACCAUUCUAGACAGGCUAGCUAUCGGAGACAAUAAAUACGUUUUAGAUAACACCACGCUGUCGGAAUUGAGUUCAAAGUUGCAAAAAGUUACUUUUAAUAUAACAUCACUCUGGGCUCGAAAUUGGGUUGAAAAUUGCUUCGUCUAUAAGCUGGCUUAAGCUUCGUUUGAUUAUAUGCUGUCAAUAUCACGGAGUUAAUGCUAUCACCGAGCUUUAUCCGAUCAAUUAGGAUUCGCCCUGGCACGCACAAUAAGCACGUAUCUGUCGUGCGAUAUUAAUCCCAAAAUGUGAUCCAAAAACACAUAAAGGUAUGUGCAGGAUUAAACAAUCUUCUUUGUAUUAAACUUUUGUAAUCAAAUAAAACAUCUCUUGGGAGGCAGGGUUAGCACUCAGCUGGACUAAUUUAGAGCAAUAAAAAACAAAUCAACAUGCUGUGUGUUUGGAAAUCUUAUAUAUACGUGAUUGCGAAACUUCUCAAAUAAUUGUUUCCUAAAUCCACACGAAUCUAUAUGCAAUAAUUCAAUACAACAAGUUUUCAUUGGAAAUUGUCAAACAUAUUAAAUAUACUGGUUAACUUACUGCCUUGAUGUGAAUACAUUUGUACAAGAUUUUGAAAUCUAGCCUUUUGGUAUGAGGUUUUUGCAAACAGCCCUUCCCAUGCAUGAGAAACACAACACGGUGUGAACUCUUCCAUUUAAGUACGAAAUUAAUUCACACUUGCAAAGUCCAAAUUUAGUUUUUUCCCCAAGUAUUUUACUGACGUAUAGCCUACGUGUUUUCAAUACGAGCAGUUUCAAAAUUGUGCACAUAGUAUAGUGAUAUAGUAGAAAGUUUUGAGGUCUAAAGGCUGGUGUUUACACUGUCAGUGUUUCCGUGAUCACAGUAGGAAUUUUAUGUAGGUAAAGUUUUGAAGGAUUUGUGAGAAAUGUUUGAGGCCGAGGGAACUGAUUCAGUGUUAAACAGCGAGUCAGUUUCCUCAAACAUUUCUUACAAAUCCUUCAAAACUUAGAAUUUACCUAUGCAAAAUUCUUACUGUGAUCACAGAAACUUUGAUAGUGUGAACCAAACAUUGACGUGUGUUGAAAAUUUCAAAACCACAAUUGACGUGUAUUGCAAGACCACUAUACCUCCACUGAGAACCAACAGUUUGACGCUUAGGCUAGUGAGAAUCUAUCACAAAGGACGUAUUAUUUCAAGACCAAUCACCUAUACAUUUAGGACGUGUAUUUCAAGACCACUACCUACACCGUGAACCAACAGUUCGAAGUUUAGACUAGCGAGAAUCUACCGCAAAGGACGUGCAUUUCAAGACCAAUAACGGCCUACACCGAGAACCAACACUUUGAAGUUUAGACUAGCGAGAAUCUACCGCAAAGGACGUGUAUUUCAAGACCAUUACCUACAGCGAGAACCAACAGUUCGAAGUUUAGACCAGCGAGACUAUCUACCGCAAAGGACGUGUAUUUCAAGACCAUUACGAACUGUUCGAAGUUUAGGCUAGUGAGAAUGCAGAUUUUUCAAUAAUUUCAAACACCAUUCAUUACUGCUUAUCAAAUAGGGAUGUCAUAUCGAACCAAUUCAAUAGCAAUAAAGUUGCGGUCCGGCCGCAAAUGUCGCUCAUUUAUAAACCCUCAUUUGUAAUUAAACUUCAUUAUGUUCAAUUAUCCUGAGCGCUUUGAAUGCGCAGCGCUCUAAACAAUGAUUUAAAGGUUCGUCCCGCCUCGACGUAAUUUGUUGCGCAAAUUGUUUAAAGUGUCGGUACCGGGUGGGAAGUCGACAGAUCCUAGGUGCGGGCUGUUUUCCCUAUAGUUUUCCUAGCGGGAUAUCCCGUGUGCAAUCCAAGUGUAUAGGUGUGAACGCUUUUAUAUAAACUGUGAAACAACACCUUUGGAAAGUUGUGAAACUUAUGAAAGGCGGUGUUUUAAUCUGGCUCAAAUUGAAUAACUUUCUAUGAAAGGUUUAGGUCCCCUGGCCUCGUAUAUAGGCCGUGAAUACGAGGCCUGUUUGCCUAAAGGUCCAUUCCAACUCACAGAAAAUUUUCCACGCACAGAAAAGUUUCCGAAAAUAUCAUUGUUAAAAGUUGAAAAUUUUUAACUUCAAAAUUUUUUCCGACGGAAAAUUUGUAUUGGCCAAUCACAUUUUACAAAAUUGACUUUCUGCGGAAAAUUUUCCUGAAUGAAAAUGUUUCACGCUUCAGAACUGAUAAUAUAUAGUUUUGGUUAAGCCAAUGACAGUGCCAUUUAUAGGUUCCUUUAGGAAAAAGGAAGAAAUGAUGUUGGCUCAAUUCCUAAACUUGAUUUCAAAACUUUUUUCCCUCGGUAGAGCACUCUGCCAAACUGAAAAUCCGUAGAGCAAUUCGUCGUUGGAGAAAGCACACUUGCAUAAAAUUUCACAAAAAGCUAUCGAACGAUGUCGACUGGCUACGAUUUGUCGCCGAAGAUGGGUAAGUUUAAAGCAGUUAAGACGAUAUAUAUAUGCCUAACAUUAUAUAGUAAGGGUCGAUUCCAACUCGUGUAAUGUUGUAUACAGUGAAGUAGGGAUACGUAUAUUGCGAAGGACGCAGCUUAAAUCUGACCACACUAACCCUCUGGCGCGGCCAGGAUUCUAUUCGGG
Messenger RNA from Paramuricea clavata, 5483 nucleotides. The record is from the annotation of a GenBank genome assembly. NCBI's taxonomy places the organism in Eukaryota, Metazoa, Cnidaria, Anthozoa, Malacalcyonacea, Plexauridae.